AUGGAGCGAGUGUAUGAGCGAGCUGGUGGCCGUAAGAAGCAACAAGUCCGGUCCAUAAAACUCUCUGACGUGGGGUGGGGUGACAACGAGGUUGCCUGUUUGGACCGCGGCAAGGAAGCAUUGCAGCAUGCGCUGCUGUUAGCGCAUCCCGACCCCGAAAAACAACUCUCGGUGUACACCGACGCGAGUGACGAACAUUGGGGCGCCGCCAUCACGCAGAUUCCUCGUGACCAUACUAACCGACCGCUUAGUGAGCAGGAGCAUCAACCAUUGAUGAUGUUGAGCGGAUCCUUCUCUGGUGCUGCAAAGCGGUGGGCAAUUGUCGAGAAAGAAGCAUAUGCAAUCGUCGAGACGUGCAGACAUGCAGACUAUCUACUGCACCGCCAAGAUGGCUUCGCAUUGUUCACGGAUCACCGC
This is a messenger RNA of Phytophthora sojae, 417 nucleotides long. RefSeq lists its product as hypothetical. The record is from RefSeq and is a predicted model, not a curated record. The transcript has a single exon. NCBI's taxonomy places the organism in Eukaryota, Oomycota, Peronosporomycetes, Peronosporales, Peronosporaceae. The annotation marks the transcript as partial.